Orbicella faveolata is the source of this 1533-nucleotide messenger RNA. RefSeq lists its product as uncharacterized. NCBI's taxonomy places the organism in Eukaryota, Metazoa, Cnidaria, Anthozoa, Scleractinia, Merulinidae. The record is from RefSeq and is a predicted model, not a curated record.
ACAGCCGGAAAUACGUCUGCUGCGUUCACAGGCUAGACCUCUUUCGGCUUGAGCGCCAAAGGAAGACUCGAGCCCGCGGUCAAACAAUCGCUGGUUGGCGUCGCGCAUGCUUCGUAGCAGUUGAAACCCUGAUCACAACAAACAUGGACGCUGUAAGCAAUGUGACAACAGAGCAAACAGCAUUAACAGGAGAGAAACAAGACGAUUCAGACGACGAGGAUAAAAAUAACGUCGAUUUAGGAGUUGCUGGCUUGCCUCGCAUUAACUUUUCCGGUUCUAAAAACGAAUUUGAGACGAUAAAUUUGGAUGGAGAUGGUGAUGAUGAGGAGGAAGAAGAUCCUUCGGAUCGUGAUCUCUCGGACGACAAACGGAAGAAAAAGUACAGAAAAAAGAAAAAGAAGAACCAACCUUUAGAGGAUUUAUCAGACAGUAGUUCAGACGACGAAAGAACGAGCAGUAGAAAGAGAAAAGAGACUGAAACUGAUCCGUCUGACCUAACAUGGCCUCUUUGGGUGUGGUACUACAUAGUAGCAGUAUCAAGUGGAGCUUUGAAAGUUGCUGAAUACCUGGGAGAAAAGUUGGCGGCUUUCUUUGGGAUUACUACUCCAAGAUAUCAGUAUGUAAUCGAUGAGUUUUACAGACUAAAAGAACAGGAAAAAGAAGAGGAAGAACAAGAGAGAAGGGAAAGAGAAUAUGUUGAAAGAAUGGCAGCGGAGAGGUUAGCUUCAUUAGAAGGUGGCAGCAGCUUAGACCUUCAACAGACUGAGGAGUUAUUGAAUGGGAAUGUUGUUGAACAAAAUCCACAAGAUAUGUCAAACAAGCCUUGAAGUUUUUAUUGAUUAAUAAUCAUCCUUCGCUAUAUGCAGUACAUGUAGUCCCUUGUAAAGAAUAAGUUAUGGGGAAAAUUGUGGCAUUUGUGCCUACUUUGUAGAAUAGUGUCUAAGUCCAGUGUCAUUUUAUUUUACCUGAUCUGCAUAGAUUGCUCCUAACAGCAGUUACAUGACCAUAUAAAAUUUGUUUAAUAUGGUUCUCAUUCAUAUAGUACAUGUAAGGAUCAUUAUUUUGUUGUCAUACAGUUAAUUUGACUUUAUGUAAAAGAUGACAUCUUGAAUCUAGUGCUGGAAAUAAUAGUUGAUCAUCAGGCAUUGUCUGAUCACAUUCUGAAAUUGUCUGACUAAUUUUUACAGUCUGGUCAGGCAUGAUUCAUGUCCAAGCACCAAAAUGGCUCAGCUUUUAGCAGGAAGAUCUUGGUUACAGACCAUGUUUUCUUUGAGACGUGUCAGAAAAUCAUAAAUCAUCGGAAUCCAGGUUUUGUUUUGCUUGAAUAGUCUCUCCAGACUUGCAUGAAAUUUAUGUAAUUUACAUGCAUGUCAUGUUUUGAAAAUCAUCCUAUAUUAAGUAUUCCUAUUACUUCAUGUGCAUGGCUACAGUUUAAUGGUCAGUGUAUUACGUACAUGUAAAUUUCAUGUUAAAAUAAUAGUCACUAAAUUCUUAAAUACAUGUAUUCAGCCACAUUUUGUAAUACAUGUACAU